Molecule: messenger RNA, 2039 nt
Organism: Zea mays
Lineage: Eukaryota; Viridiplantae; Streptophyta; Magnoliopsida; Poales; Poaceae
Product: protein ALP1-like
Exons: 3
Coding region: 498-1664 (388 amino acids)
Source: RefSeq, a predicted model, not a curated record
UGUCGCAGCCGUGGUUUUUGUAAGAAUCUGUUUUAUAUAUAUUUGCAACUGGCACAUUAAUAUUUAGCAUGCUUAAUCAUAUAUUUUCUCAGCUAUAGAUCAAUGUUCUAUGUGUUGAGCUGAGUUAUAUGGUUACUUUUGAAUAUAUCUAUACUUGUUUAUUAGUCUCUGAGCUGUCGAUCAAUGGUAUAUGAUGCUUUAAUGCCUCUGGGUGGCGCAUCUCUUGGAUGUCGCAGCCGUGGCUCGUGUAAGAAUCUGUUUUAUAUAUUCGCAACUGGCACAUUACUAUUUACCAUGCUUGAUCAUAUAUUUUCUGAGCUAUAGAUCAAUGUUCUAUGAUGCUAAUGUGCCUCUGAGCUAUAGAUCAAUGUUCUAUGAUGCUAGUGUGCAUCUGAGCUAUAGAUCAAUGUUCUAUGAAAUUACUUUUAGCAACUAGCACAGUACAUCUAAGCCAAACUUAGACCUCUAAUCUCCUUUUCUAUUUUAUUACUCUAGCAAUGGAUCCUACUAUUGCACGUCGGCGGCUAAUUGCAAAGGCUGUGGUCCUUGUAGCAGUUAUGUCAGCCUGGUUGGAUGCAUGGUUGAGGCACCGACUACAUGCUAGGAGGUCUAUCACUUAUGGCCCAAUGCACCAAAGAGACCAAGAGAGACAAAACAACCUGAGAUUCAUUUAUGAAUCCACUGAUGUUGAGUGUGUUGACUUACUUAGGAUGAGAAGGGCCCCUUUUAUGCAGUUGUGUGACCUUUUUCGCACUAGGCAGCUAUUGAGAGAUAGUAUUCAUAGCUCAGUAGAGGAGCAGGUUGCCAUGUUUUUACAUGUGGUAGGUCAUAAUCAAAGGUUUAGAGUUGUACACAUGACCUUUCGAAGGUCUAUUGAGACCAUCAGCAGAUACUUCAGGGAAGUAUUGUAUGCGGUUGGUGAACUGAGAAAUGAAAUGAUCUUGCCACCUUCAACUGCUACACCAACCAAAAUUAGAGAUAGCCACAGAUGGUACCCCUAUUUCAAGGACUGUAUUGGUGCCAUUGAUGGCACUCAUGUGCUAGCAAGAGUUCCUAGAAAUCAGAGGGCUGCCUUCCUUGGCAGGAAACACACCACAACACAGAACAUCUUAGCUGCUGUAGACUUUGAUCUAAGGUUUACAUAUGUUCUUGCUGGCUGGGAGGGAUCAGCACAUGAUGCCCUUAUCCUUGCUGAUGCCCUUGAGAGAGAAGAUGGUCUAAAAGUGCCCCAAGGUAAAUUUUACCUUGUGGAUGCUGGUUAUGCUGUCAGGCCUGGGUUUUUACCCCCUUACCGUGCCACACGGUACCACUUGAGUGAAUAUGGGGGGAGGAAUCCACAGAACCCAAAAGAGCUCUUCAACCUUAGACAUUCAUCACUAAGGGUGACAAUAGAGAGGGCCUUCGGUGCUUUGAAGAACAGAUUCAAAAUAUUAUACAACAAACCUUUCCAUCCAUACAAGACACAAGUAAAGCUAGUCCUAGCUUGUUGUAUCCUCCACAACUGGAUUCUUCGUCAUGGGAAUGAUGAACAUGUUCCACUAGAAGACACAUGGGCUGCAAAUCAACUUCAUGAGGGAGCUCCCCUUGACCUUGUCAUGGACAAUGCUGCCUGGUCUGCUACCAGGGACAAUUGGGCUCAACAGAUGUGGCAAAAUAGGGGAUAGUGGUCAUUAUGUACUGUGCUAAGUUGCUCAACAGAUGUGGCAAAAUUGAGAACAUUGUCUAUUAGCAAUGAUGAACUAUAUAUAGUUUUGAACUCACUUUCUUUGUGUGAUGUGCCCAGUUGCUAAUGAUGACAUUGCUUACAUCCUGAUACCAUUGUUGACUAGCAAUGAUGAUUACUGCUACUUCUACUUCUACUUUCCUAUGCUGACAUUACUGCUACUUCUACUUCUACUUUCCUAUGCUGACAUUACUGCUACUUCUACUUCUACUUUCCUAUGCUGACAUUACUGCUACUUCUACUUCUACUUUCCUAUGCUGACAUUACUGCUACUUCUACUUCUACUUUCCUAUGCUGACAUUACUGCUACUUCUAC